CUCUUUCGCUAAUUUUGAAAAUAUUAGUGAUUUCUAUCCUAUGUUAUAAAAUAAAAAUGUGAUAUCGAAGCCUUCUGCGACACUAAUAAAUUCCAUAUUCUCUUAGAUACGUAAUAUGAACUUCAAUAAAACUUAGGGAAAAGAAGAAAAAAGAAGACAUGUCCUUCAAUUUAGCCAUAGGUUUAAGAUCAAGUGUUGGACAGCUAAAUAUAUCAGAAUCCAAUGGAAGCCGGCGAGAUUCAAACGAUACAAUGCCAUAUGGACGAGCAUCUAAUGCUUCUUGUCCAUCCAAGAUAGACGACUUGCACAAUAAAAUUCCUUCUUCAUGCGAUACUUACAAAGGGACCCAAAGUCAGCAGUUCCCGUCACUACCGUAUAUUCAUAAAUAUCGACAGAAAAAAAGAAAUUCACACGAAAUAAAAAGGCCCAAAGUUUCUAUCCUACCGUUUAAAACUCCUAGGAAAUACUCUUUGCCCAAGAUUCACAUCAAAAAAUUGGUGGAAAAUUUUGAAGAAGAUAUUCUGGGUGGUGAUAAUACAGAAUAUGGAGAUGAUAACGAAGAUCUAGAGGAGGAUCCUGUCAAAAGACGACAUGGACCAGGGAGAGUCAGUUGGAAAAAUAAGAUACAACUUUUUUUGGCGUUUAUAGGGUAUUCCAUGGGGCUUCCAAACGUUUGGAGAUUUCCUUAUCUAUGUUACGAUAAUUGGGGAGGUGCGUUUUUUAUACCUUACAUUAUUAUGUUGCUAAUAUGCGGAUUUCCUUUACUCUAUCUCGAACUGGCGAUAGGUCAAUUAGCCCAGGCAGGGCCUAUAAUUGCAAUUUGGAAAUUUUCUCCCUUGUUCAAAGGCCUAGGCAUUGCUUCGGUUAUGAUAGCAUUUGUAGUUGGCCUUUACAACAUAGUGAUAGUGACUUGGUCUUUGUUUUAUGUGUUCAAAUCAUUUGGAAGUACGCUUCCAUGGAGCACUUGUUUAAACAAAUGGAAUACCAAAAGUUGUUAUUCAUUAGACCUUAGCGUACCUAAUGCAAAAUACGAACGAUUGAACAUGACUGUGCCUUCAACCCAAGAAUUUUUUGAAAAGCGAGUAUUAGCCGUAACGAACGAUAAUGAUAAAUACAAGUAUAUUCAAUGGGAAUUGGCAAUAUUACUCUUCUUGGCUUGGGUCAUUGUUUUCUUUGGGAUACGGAGAGGCGUUAAAAGCAUAGGAAAAGCGUUUUAUCUAACUGCGACAGUGCCUUUUCUCGUGGUUAUAAUAUUACUUAUCAAAUCAGCAAUGCUACCUGGGGCCUAUUUAGGGAUGAAUUACUUAAUCAAGCCAGAUCUGAGCAAACUCUUAGUGCCGGAGAUUUGGAUUCUUGGCGCAACUCAGAGUUUUUAUUCACUCGGUAUUUCUUUCGGGUCAUUAAUAGCUUUGGCCAGUUACAAUGAUGAAAACAAUAAUAUUUUUAGAGAUUCGAUAGUAAUGUCAUUAUCAAGCUCCCUUAUCUCUAUCAUCGUCAUGAUUACUACUUAUUGCGUAAUCGGGCACAUAGCUUACAUAAACAAUCACGAUAUAGAGGAGGCCAUCACUCAAGGGCCAGGGCUGGUGUUCGUGGUUUAUCCUCAAGUAUUUUUAACUUUGCCCUACACGCAAAUAUGGGCCUUCCUGUAUUUCCUCAUGAUGAUAUGUUUAGGAUUAGAUAGACAGUUCGCUAUGGUUGAAGUGGUUGUAACAAGUUUUUACGAUGUCAAAUUAUUUGAUAAAUAUUUGCCUGGACGUCAAUCUCUAGUGUUGAUAGCUUGUAUUAUAUCAUACCUAAUAGGACUCGUAUUUUUGGCCAGGAAGGGUAUAUUAUACCUACAUCUAAUCGAUUAUUUCGUCGUUGGAAUAUCCUUUUUACACGUGGCAUUUUUCGAAGUCAUAAUGAUAGUUUUAUUUUUUGGAGUGUCCAAAUUCUCCUAUUUACUUCAAGUUUUUACGCAUCACAAGCCUUCGUUGUACAUUAUCAUGUGUUGGUAUUCUGCUCCAGUGAUAAUUAUUAUUAUUAUGUUUUUCCACGUUGCAAAACAUACCCCCAUACGAUACGAUGAUAUAUACAAUUAUCCCAAAUGGGCCACUGGUCUAGGUUGGUUUUUAGCAUUCAUGCCAAUCAUUUCGGUGAUGUCUGGCUUUAUAAUUCGGGUGUAUCCUACUAAAGAUAUGACCAUGACUCAGAGAUACAAAAAUACGUUCGAUUCCGUAAUGAGUGUGGAGGCAAUCUCCAUUUCAAGACAUUGCGAAAUUAAAGAACCAAAAACACUAAGACCCUUGAUGUUUAACCUAUUUUUUCAAGAGCCUUCUGUACCUUUAACAAAGGAGUUAGUACCCCAACAAAAUCAUAAGAGAAGUGAAUACAGACGCUUAAACAAUAAUUUCUCUCUACGACACUAUCAUAAUAAAAAGGAGUCUAUAAAACAUGAAGCAUCUCCAGCGUGUGACCCCGAGGAAUUCGUGCUGAGAUUUAUGCCCGAUGUGAGAAAACUUUUAGCUGCAGAGAAAUUAAAGUUAACUAAAGAUAUACCUAACAAUGCAAUUAGUCUCUAUGAUAAAAGCUUAAAAUUGAAUAUAGAAAGUUGUUCUAAACCAAAUCAUACAUGUAUAUGUAAAUAUCAAAGAAAUAUAAAUCUAAAACAUAAUAACAUGCAUAUCAAUGUUAAUAAAAAUAUCAUUCAAAAUCAAACAAAAAAGGAAGUAGAAGUAAAGGAUGUAGACAACGUGGAACUGUUAGACAAUAAAAGUGAUAUUUUUAAAAACAAAAUUUUCGAAAAAUUUAGUGAAGAUCAUCAUUACCUUUUAAAUAGAAAAUUUGGGAGAAAAGAUCUAAAAAAUGAACCCACCAUGAUAUCUAAAUUUUACUCGGUUUCCAACUGCCUUUUUGCGGUAGGCUUGAAUGAACCACAUAAUAAAUAUACACCCCAAUACCCUGGUAUCAUUUACCAAAGUUUCCUGACCAAGGAUAAUAUUCAUCAUAUGUUAACAAAAAAGAAGAAAUGCCGAAUUUUAAUUUCGAAAGACAAUAAUGAAGACAAAACCCACAAAGAAACAGUGGUUUAGUUAG
Messenger RNA from Gordionus sp. m RMFG-2023, 3075 nucleotides. Its product is annotated as sodium- and chloride-dependent betaine transporter-like. NCBI's taxonomy places the organism in Eukaryota, Metazoa, Nematomorpha, Gordioida, Chordodea, Parachordodidae. Gene Ontology annotation, cellular component: plasma membrane. Gene Ontology annotation, biological process: sodium ion transmembrane transport. The record is from RefSeq and is a predicted model, not a curated record. The coding region runs from base 159 to 3071 and encodes 970 amino acids. The transcript is spliced from 18 exons.